Botrytis byssoidea is the source of this 645-nucleotide messenger RNA. RefSeq lists its product as uncharacterized. Bases 257 to 589 code for a protein of 110 amino acids. The transcript has 2 exons. NCBI's taxonomy places the organism in Eukaryota, Fungi, Ascomycota, Leotiomycetes, Helotiales, Sclerotiniaceae. The record is from RefSeq and is a predicted model, not a curated record.
UUCCAACAUCUUGAGCCUCGCUAUGGCUCUUGCAUGUUUGAGAUUUGGUAUAAGACCUGGGAGGUUUCCAUGGUCUUUGUCGUUUGUUCUCAUUCAGAUACUUCUUCUUUACUUGCUUUACUGGUGAUCCUUAAAACCAUUUCGUUUACCUAACUUUCGAAAUCGAGUCUACGAAUCCUUCAUUGCCAUCCUCAAUCUCAUUUAUCUUUUGUUUCUUAAUCCAACUUUUCUCCCUCAAUUUGCUAAAAGAAUCAACAUGCAUCUCACUAAUUUUAUCAACACCUACGUCUUGAUGGUUAUGGGAGCCUUCGCCAUCGCAAUCCCUCAAACAGCCACCACAAGCGAUCCCCAGGCUAUAAUAAGCGAGUGGGAUGACAGUAUCAAGCAAGCUACCAACCUUCUAAACAACCUGAGCCCCAUUCCCCUACCUUCCCCACCGACCUCCAAACCAUUCUUUCAAACGCAAAAGCCCAAGCAGAUACCAACGGUUUCAACGAUCAACUCUUCAUCUCCAUCGCAAGCACCAAACCCGAUGCUCAAGGACACAAUCUCGUCCAAAGCGCAUUUAGCGGGAUCAAUGAGAAGUUGAGGAAUCUCAUCGCGCUCAAUUCACAGAGUUCGACGUUUGAUGGUCAGGCAAAAUAG